AGAAAUGUAAGGGACGGCAGGGACCUAAACGCCAAACGCCCACGGCCCAAUUCCAAAUGUCGCUGCGGCUACUUAAGGCGGCCAUAGCCUCUCCUCCUUCCUCCUCCACAGCUGCACCACCUCUCCGAUUCCCUCUCUCUGUUCCAUCUCCGCCUUCGCUCGGAAGAACCCAUCUCUGCAUUCUCAGGGCCUUCGCUUCUCCUUCCUCGUCUUCUUCCCUUUUGUCUGGGAGGCGUUCUUUCCUAUCCUAUUCUACAUCUACCGCCACCACCGCCAUGGGCGAAGUUGCUGAUGCAACAAUGGACGCUGUCCAGAAGCGACUGAUGUUCGAGGACGAGUGCAUUUUAGUUGAUGAGAAUGAUCGUGUUGUUGGUCACAACUCCAAAUACAAUUGUCACUUGAUGGAAAAGAUUGAAUCUGAAAAUUUGCUUCAUAGAGCUUUCAGUGUAUUUUUGUUUAAUUCAAAAUAUGAGUUACUCCUUCAGCAACGAUCUGUAACCAAGGUCACAUUUCCUCUUGUGUGGACAAACACCUGCUGCAGCCACCCACUAUACCGUGAAUCUGAGCUUAUCGAAGAGAAUGCCCUUGGUGUAAGAAAUGCUGCUCAAAGAAAGCUUUUGGAUGAACUCGGUAUUUCUGCUGAAGAUGUUCCAGUUGAUCAGUUCAUGCCACUUGGCCGCAUGCUGUACAAAGCGCCAUCAGAUGGCAAGUGGGGGGAGCAUGAACUUGACUACUUGCUCUUUAUUGUUCGGGAUGUUAAUGUGCAUCCAAACCCUGAUGAAGUUGCCAAAAUUAAAUAUGUGAACCGGGAGCAGCUGAAAGAGCUGUUGAGAAAGGCAGAUGCGGGUGAAGAGGGUCUGAAGCUGUCCCCUUGGUUCAGGCUGGUGGUGGACAAUUUCUUGUUGAAGUGGUGGGAACAUGUUGAGAAGGGAACCCUUAAGGAAGCUGCUGACAUGAAAACCAUUCACAAGUUGACUUAAAGAAGUCUGUUCGUGGUGGUUUGCGGCUCUUUUUAUUCCCUCUAUAAAAAAUAAACUAUAAUAAUUUUGGUUGUUCCAAAUAAUAAGCUGAUUUUCAGGUGUAUUUUGUCCUUGAACAAACUUUUAUGUAGUAGAAUUUUGUGCUGUGUAUUGUUUGUUGGGACGUGAGUUUUAUUUGGACUUUUUGGUUUUUGUGGUUUGGGGGACCUCAACAAGAAAGCUUUUGUCUUGCAAAUUGCAAAUCUAAGAUGUGUUGACUUUCUUUA
Messenger RNA from Malania oleifera, 1246 nucleotides. Its product is annotated as isopentenyl-diphosphate Delta-isomerase I. Gene Ontology annotation, molecular function: isopentenyl-diphosphate delta-isomerase activity. The coding region runs from base 57 to 980 and encodes 307 amino acids. The transcript is spliced from 6 exons. Lineage: Eukaryota; Viridiplantae; Streptophyta; Magnoliopsida; Santalales; Ximeniaceae. Gene Ontology annotation, biological process: isopentenyl diphosphate biosynthetic process; isoprenoid biosynthetic process. Gene Ontology annotation, cellular component: cytoplasm. The record is from RefSeq and is a predicted model, not a curated record.